Molecule: messenger RNA, 1842 nt
Organism: Cryptomeria japonica (Japanese cedar)
Lineage: Eukaryota; Viridiplantae; Streptophyta; Pinopsida; Cupressales; Cupressaceae
Product: NAC domain-containing protein 7
Exons: 4
Coding region: 698-1747 (349 amino acids)
Biological process (GO): regulation of DNA-templated transcription
Molecular function (GO): DNA binding
Source: RefSeq, a predicted model, not a curated record
AUUUAUUCCCUGCUUCUCUUGUGAUAUCGACUCCUCUCCUCUGCAAACAAAUCUAUGUAUCUUCUUGUGUGCAUUUGCAUUCUCUUGUAGAUCAAUCCAUCUCAAAACUCUUAAUUUCUCUGCAAACUGUUUUCUAUUUCUAUCUCCUGUCUGACACAUCAAGGCCCAUCUCGCAUUACUUAACCGCGUUUCGUACAUUGCAGUUCAUUCCUUUUGCCCACUUACACCAUCCAUCCAUUAUCAUAAUACCCAUCUUCCCCCUCACAUCCCAAUUUGCCAUUUUUAUUUCUGCUCUGUAUUUGUACGUAUUCUUGGAGCCCUCAAAACCGUUUAUUGUAGUUAGUACAUUCUUCGGAUCUAGCGCCCCCUUCUGCCUUUGUUUUCUUAGCUCUGAUCCCAAGACAAACACACACUCUGUACUUGCUUCUUUUAUUUUCUCUGUCUUGCUCAAAUUUAUCCCACCCAUCUGCUUCUGUCUGGUUCUGAACAAGGAAAGAAAAAGCGCCUCCCCUUCCGCCCAGGUUCGAGUCCUGGGGCGACUGGACUGUAGAUCCUUUUGCAGUCCACCAGAGGAAAACAUCGACCUCAUCAAUUUUCAGAGCUGGAGAAUUCACGCUGUUGAACGAGGUGGACGAAACCAAACACAAGCUACUACCAAUUUGCAGUUUUUAAUCGGAGGAAGAUCCACCUCAUUACAAUGAACACAGUAUCCCGCGUGCCUCCAGGUUUCAGAUUCCACCCCACCGAUGAAGAGCUGGUAGAUUAUUAUCUCAGGAAGAAAGUUGCUUCGAAAAGGAUUGACUUGGACGUUAUCAGGGAUAUCGAUCUGUACAAAAUUGAGCCUUGGGAUCUCCAAGAGAAAUGUAAGAUAGGAUCCGAGGAACAAACAGAGUGGUACUUCUUCAGCCACAAGGACAAAAAAUACCCAACAGGAACUCGCACAAACAGAGCCACAGCAGCUGGGUUCUGGAAGGCCACAGGCAGGGACAAGGCUAUAUAUUCGAAGCUUCAUCUCAUUGGAAUGAGAAAGACUUUAGUCUUCUACAAAGGGCGUGCUCCCAAUGGACAAAAAUCAGACUGGAUCAUGCAUGAAUACAGACUUGAGACAAAUGAAAAUGGCACUCCUCAGGAGGAGGGAUGGGUUGUUUGCCGUGUGUUCAAGAAGAGAAUUACAACUCAGAGAAAAGGAAAUGAUCAUGAUUCUGGUUGCUGGUAUGAAGAUCAGGUUAACUUGCUUCCUGAAUUAGAUUCACCAAAUAAAUAUUCACAAGGUGGAGAUCAUAUGGGAUAUCAGCAUCCCUUCACCUGUAAACAGGAGCUUGAGAUCCAAUACCAUAUGCCUCAUGAUCCCUUCCUUCAGCUUCCCCAGCUGGAAAGCCCAAAAAUAGCCUGCAAUGCAUCCUCCAGUAAAAGACCAGAGUGCCCAAUACCAUAUAAUAAUCAUGGAAUAGAAACAGGUAGCAUGGAAGGCCAUGCCAAUGCUCACUCAGACCAACAACUUAAUAAUACAUACAAUGAAGAGCAGGUGACUGACUGGAGAGUUUUGGAUAAAUUUGUUGCUUCACAAUUAAGCCAGGAGGAUCAUGGGUCCAAAGAUAAUAGGUUUUCUAAUGAUACAAUUUACCCAAUGCCUGAUAUGACUCUGCUUCUGAGACAGUCUAAUGAGAAGCAGCAGCAGCAGCAACAACAAACAGAUUAUCCUUCAAACUCCAACUGUGAUGAUCUCUGGGCCUUUGCAGGAAAAUAGAUCCACAUCACCUAGCACCUCUAAAACAUGGCAACUUUAACUGGUUUUUCAUGUACAUAAUAAAGUAGACCUUACUAAAGGCAUUGGAUUUGAAA